UUAACUGAUUCUGUUGUAACUUAUUCUAUUUCAGAUCCUCCCCAAGACAAAGAACCACUAAGUUGGAGUACGCGGAUGAAGAUUGCUGUUGGGGCUGCCCGAGGUCUUGAGUAUCUUCAUUGUAGAGCUGAUCCGCCAGUUAUUUAUCGAGACUUGAAGUCUGCAAAUAUCUUAUUAGACAAUGAAUUCAAUCCCAAACUGUCAGAUUUUGGGCUUGCAAAACUUGGACCUGUUGGAGACAAUACCCAUGUUUCAACAAGGGUGAUGGGAACAUAUGGCUACUGUGCACCAGAAUAUGCCAUGAGUGGCAAAUUAACACUUAAAUCUGAUAUAUACAGCUUUGGCGUGGUUUUGUUGGAGUUGAUCACUGGGCGUAGGGCAAUAGAUAGUAGCAGAAGACCAGGGGAGCAAAACUUAAUUUCAUGGGCUCGCCCAUGUUUUGGGGACCGGAGAAAGUUCAUACAAUUGGUUGAUCCCCUUUUGCAAGGGAACUUCCCCUUGCGCUGUUUACAUCAGGCAAUUGCCAUUACUGCAAUGUGUCUACAGGAGCAACCAAAAGUCCGGCCGCUAAUCGGGGAUAUUGUUGUUGCAUUGGAGUAUCUAGCCUCUCAGAGUAUCCCUGAACAGCAUAGACAGAACCCACCAUCGCAAUAUUCAGAAAUCGACAGAAGUUAAUUUCCGUUGGUAUCAGAAGGUAGAUUGAGUUCGAUUUCUGUUCAUGUUUAGUACAGAUUUACUUACUGGUUUGGGUGGUGUAUGCUACAAACUUGUACCUAUUUUGAAAGUCAAGCAUUAUUUCUUUAGUUAAACUUAUUGCCAUUGCAGUAGUGAAACUGUGAAAGUUAGUCCUGUUGAAUGUCGAUUUGAUUUAAUUGCAAUGGACGUGAAUUUUAUGACUAAUUAAACUUGGCGAAUCUAGCAAUAUUCUUAU
Messenger RNA from Arachis ipaensis, 931 nucleotides. The record is from RefSeq and is a predicted model, not a curated record. Lineage: Eukaryota; Viridiplantae; Streptophyta; Magnoliopsida; Fabales; Fabaceae.